UGCCUUGCAGUACUCGCGAUAAAUGAACUACGGUUUCAGUAACUUAUUGCGCCUUAUUUUGCUCGUGCUAUGUGUGUAAAUUAGGCCAACAAUCGAGUCGCAGUCGACUGCUGCGGAAUUCUUUCAUUUGAUAGCUGUGCCGUGUGUCAGUGCGUGAUAACCCGAGUGGCGAGUGCGUGGUGUGUGGUGAUGACGCAGUGAGGAGUACAGGCACCUCUCGUUGGAGGUAGCGCCGUGGAUGCGGAGGCAGCGGUGUAGCGCUGAGCCGGGCAUGGUGCCGGGCAGGUAGCGCGCGCGGGCGGCCUGCGCAGGCCCCACACAAGCAGCCGCGUGUGUUCCCCAGCGACGUCUAUGGCCGAGCAACACAACUCACCGUCGGCGCACUCUGCACUAUCGAGAGAGUCCAACGGGUCUUCUCCUAGCAGGGUGGUGGGCGGUCGGUGGUUGCGCCAGGUGCGUCGAGCAAGUCACAGCCGCCGGAGCAAGCGCCACGCGACGUCGCCGUUGUCGCGCUCCGCAUCGCGCCACUCGCGCGGAGAUCGCGACGCCGCGGCCGAGCCGCACGCGCGCCUCGAGCUGCGCCGGAGCUCACGCCUCGUCAGCGCACUGCCCCGAUCGGACUACUCUCUUAGUGAGCGCUGGUCGUACGGAACCGACGUCUACGAGACGCGUUGUGAGCCGCUGCAUCGUCCCGGCGACCACUCGUACUCGUACUCGCACGCUAAACGCGCCCGUACUUCCUCGCAUGACAAGAAAAAACGCAAAGGCCAUUCGGUUUCCCACACCACUGCUGACGAGUGCGUUGCCUAUUGCACACGUUCACGGACUGCUCUUAGAUCCAGUGAGAGUGUUUGUGAGCAUAUACCGAACAGUUUAAAAGCACAUUCGCUGUCGAACUAUUCCUUGAACGAGACCACGCCUUCGACGCAGUUGAAUUCGACGGAAGGUGGCUUAUUGCCGCUCGACGAGAGGGACUUUGCAUAUUCGCCGUUCAGCUCGUCGACAGUCACUGAUCUCUUAGAUUCGGAUUACUCCACAUACAGCCCCAGAGCUAGCAGAAAGAAAGGAAAGAAGAGAAAGCGUUCGGCGCAUCGAUCUCUAUCAAGUAGGAAAAGCUACUUGAUCAACUUUGAGGAGUGCAGAAAGAGACUUAAAAUAGAUCCACAGAGUAAAGACUUACCUGAUACGAGUAAAGAAACCAGUGUAGAAGGCAGGGCUUCUAGGCAGGAGUUUGACAAAGCUGACGUAAGUGCAUCACAAUCGCCCUGCUCUUACCUGCUGCGAAACAGGUCACAUCGCGACCUUGGUCCUCCCACCGCUACCGUCACUAGUGAUACAGCAAGUCCGUCAGCGACUGACGCGCUACUCGCUCAGACAGUCGCAGAUCGUCGUAGUGUCAACGAUACACGGGGUGGGACCGCUACUCCGCCGCCCUACAGGGACAUUCUAGAAGCCGGCUCAUCGAAAACACAUAGUUCGGGCAGUAAAUUACUGAUAGUACCGCGAGAUCUUCCGUACUUACGUCAAACUAACGCCAGGAGGAGUAUCGCUGCUGCAACGGGUGCGACUCUGGGUGCUUGCCUGACGAGGGGAGCUAACAGUUCUCAGCGACAGAGGCAGGACACCUCUUCAAAAAGACAGGUAUCUGGUGAAGGCGCGGGCAGCAGUGCUGCGGGCGGGCGGCGAGCGCGGGCUCGCGAUAUGCCACAGCCGCAGCCGGCCUCCACGCGUCGAGAUAAACGUGCAGGGAAAAGCAGUCUGGGUUCGUGUGCCAGCACUGGUGGUGCGUCCAGCCGGUCCCACCCCCAGCCGUUAACCACGGGUGCCGUGGCAUCUACGUCUUCCACACCGCCGGCGACGGCUUCGGCAGCUUCAAUGCCUGACAAUGCGUCUAACGAUGCUAAGUCCAAAAACAAAGCAUCGUCCUCGGCGGAGGAAUGCAGCGGCGUUGGCGGGGGUGGGAGUCUGGGCUCCGGUCCGGCGGCGGGCGCUAGCGGUGGUGCCGGGGCCACCGAAGAGUCCUCCUCUGAAGAGGGCGAAGUAGGCCGUCUGCAGGCGCUGCUGGAAGCGCGUGGAUUACCACCGCAUCUGCUUGGGGCUCUAGGGCCCCGGAUGCAGCAUCUGCUGCAUAGGACUGUUGCGGCUAAUUCAGCUGCAUCUAAAGCAGCCCAGCUUCUCGCGGGGCUGCAAGCGACCGGCGACGAGGGCCAGCAGCUGCAAGCUGUAAUUGAGAUGUGCCAACUGUUGGUAAUGGGCAACGAGGACACACUCGCCGGCUUCCCCGUACGUCAGGUCGUGCCCGCACUUGUUAACCUGCUCGCUGCGGAGCACAACUUCGACAUGAUGAACCAUGCUUGUCGUGCUCUAACGUACAUGUUGGAAGCACUCCCGCGCAGCAGCGGCGCUGUGGCGCUGGCAGUACCUGCGUUCUUGGACAAACUGCAAGCAAUCACUUGCAUGGACGUAGCCGAGCAGAGUCUCACUGCGCUUGACAUGCUCUCGCGCAGACACUCCAAGUCUAUUUUGCAGGCACGUGGUGUAUCCGCGUGUCUGACGUAUCUGGACUUUUUCUCAAUAAAUGCGCAGCGCGCCGCGCUUUCUAUCACAGCUAACUGCUGCCAGAACUUGACACCUGACGAGUUCCAUCUCGUCAGGGAUUCUCUGCAACUACUUGCUAACAGAUUGACGCAACAGGACAAAAAAUCAGUAGAAUGCGUCUGCCUGGCGUUCUCGCGACUGGUGGACAGCUUUCAGCACGACCCGGGUCGUCUCCAGGAGAUAGCUACACCGGAGCUGCUUACUAACUUGCAGCAACUUUUGGUAGUCCAGCCGCCGCUUAUCUCUGGCGGCACAUUCAUCACAGUGCUGCGUCUGCUAUGGGUGAUGUGCGCGGCAUGCCCGCAGCUUGCGUUGGCGUUGCAUCAGCGCUCCAUUGCCGACACGCUGCUCUGUCUGCUCACCGGCUCCACUGUCCACCAGGAGCAAGUAGAACUGAUUCCACGCCUGCCACAAGAGCUGUACGAGAUUACAUGUCUAAUUGGUGAGCUGAUGCCGCGUCUGCCGACGGAUGGCAUUUUCGCCGUAGACGCCCAUCUCGACCGGCCCUGGUCUGCUGCUACUGAUCGCACGCCACACUGGCAGUGGCGCGAUGACAGAGGUGUCUGGCGCUCGUACUCCUGGGCCGAGAGUCGCGCUCUGGAAGCAGGCGCAGCUGCAGGCGAGGAGGAAGUGUGCCUUACGACAUUAGGGCGCUCCUACACAGUAGAUUUGACUGCUAUGCAGCAGUUAAACGACCACACAGGCACUGCACGUCCUGUACAACGCGUCGCGCCUGCGCCACAUCCUACAGAUCAAUCUAGCUCUUCAAGUGCCGCUGCACCGGAUCCUCGCAUAGCCAUGGUCCGCAGCAACCCCUCCUUGGUGCGUGCUCUACUUGCAGUGCUGCACGAGGUGUACUGGAGUUCAGCCGGGCCGGCUGUACGCUCGCAGGCGCUCAAAGCCAUUCUGCGCUGCGUCUACUACGCCGACGCGCCACUGUUAAGACAAGUCCUCAAGAUGCAGGUGAUAUCAUCUCACAUCGCGGGCAUGAUGGCAUCGAGCGACCUACGCAUCGUUGUGGGCUCACUGCAGCUGGCCGAGAUUUUGAUGCAGCGGUUGCCCGAGGAGAUUGGUGUGCAAUUUCGCCGUGAGGGCGUACUGCAUCAAGUCGCUCAAUUGGCAGAACGACCGCCACAUCAUCAGACGCCUAAGCAGGCCAAACUGAAGUCCCCGAGCAGUACAUCAGUCCGUUCAAGCGGCGGAUCGUCACCUCCGGCUUCCACAUCUCAAACAUCGCUGGAUCACAAUCUGUCGCUGGCUUUCUCCGCCUCAGGAUCCUUUGUCACAACUAGCACUUUGCUGGGCAGUGAUGGCAGUGCUUCUGAUCCAAAUCAAGCUUCAGCUUCUACACAGGCCACAUCUACUACUGUGCAUCGGUCGGGCAGCCCGCUCCAACUAGCUGAGAUGCUAAAACGCAAGCGCGCUGUGAAACGUUCGGGAGGAGCUGGUGGCCGUCAUGCGCGCCGCCGCGAUGAUGCUGCACCACACGUGCCAUCUCCCGCCGCUGCGCCUACGCCAUCGUCCCACUCACACCACGCACAACCCUCACCGCACGCGUCGGGCGUGCCGUCGGCAGCGCGGUCAACGACUCGCAUGGGUGGCGCAUCCAAAACGUCGUCAUUCCUGUCCUCGCUAAACCCUUCCCGUUGGGGCCGCUCGCCGCACUCGCACAAAGACACUGGCCUGCUCGCCUCGCCCCACACAUCCACCAACCUCUCAGUACAGAACAAAGAGAAAGUCCGUGAGUGGAUACAAUGGACCGCAGUGCGGCUGCAACGUGAGUGGGGCGCUCUGGGUGGCGGUGCAGGCCCGUUGGAGCAGCUGGCGGCGCUGGCGGCCGCGUUGCCGCAUGCGCAAUCGCCCCACCAGCGCAACGCACUCGAGCAACUUCGCGACACCCUCGUGCAGCAUGACGUCUCGCCAUUCGAGGUGAACCACAGCGGCGUUCUAGGUGCGUUGCUAACGUUCCUCACAAAUGGGGACACUGAACCAGAGACGGAGGCACGGUCGUCAGACCGAGAUGCGGAGGGCGAAGGCCGGCACUCCGCAGAGCAGGUCGCCUCUUGCGAGGAGCGCCUUAGACUGUUCUUGCAUGUAUUUGCGGAUAUGCCGCUUGAUUCAGAUUUAAGCGAAUGGAAUGACAACGGGGGUCCGUUGGUAUUGGGCAGCAACGGCGGCGGUGCAUUAGCUUCGCUAGUGUGCAAGGUGAAUGCGUGUGUGUCGCACCUUGAGCAGUUCCCGGUGCGCGUGCACGACCUUCCUGCGCGCCCGGCAACCUCCGCGCUCAAGUUCUUCAAUACGCACCAGCUCAUGUGUGAUCUCAAACGUCAUCCGUCGUGCACCAACCUGAAACAGUGGAAGGGUGGUGUCGUGCGGAUAGACCCCUUAGCUUUAGUUCAAGCCAUUGAGAGGUACCUAGCUCAGCGCGGGUACGCGAACGUGCGACCGCGUGACGGCUCCGCGACGACGGCGCACUCCGACGAUGACGCCGCGUCCGACGACGAUGUCGAAGACUCGCUCGCCACGCCGCCACAUCACCAACCAACUGACUCUGAACACAAGCUGGAGUUCUUGGUCGGUGACACUGUGUUACCAUACAACAUGACGGUGUACCAGGCCGUGCGGCAGUUUGGUGAACAGAACGACGCCGACACGGAUACUGAGACUCCACUAGCAAAUGCGGGUAUCUGGGUGCAAACGCACACGAUCUACUACCGCGCGGUGGAGCCGACGGAGCAGCCACGCCCCGACACAGCUACCACACGUAAAGGCAAGGGACAGCCCACUAAGUUGUCGUCUAGACGAAAACCUGAUCUCUUAUGGAACGAGGGCAUAGUCCCAUCGCCCGAGUCUCCUCUUUUCGUGAUACUACGUUCGCCCUUGAUGAGCGAGGGCGAGGUGAAGGACGCGUCGUUGGCGGCACUGGGUGUGCUGCGUGCACUGCACGCGCUCAGUCGCCACUGGCACACGCUGUACCAUGCCGCUUGCCUGCCCGACCAUCGACCACUCGUGCCACAUCAGGACUUCAUUAAUGCUAAGCUCGCCGCCAAAGCCAACCGCCAGUUACAAGAUCCUCUAGUAAUCAUGACUGGUAACCUACCUCCAUGGCUCAAGAAGAUCGCUUAUGCUUGCCCCUUCAUCUUCCCGUUCGAGUGCCGGCACUUGCUGUUCUACGUUGUAUCUUUCGAUCGCGACCGCGCGCUACAGCGAUUGCUAGAGACGGGCGGUGAGCGCGGUGCAGCGGGUGGCGCCGGUGCUGGCCAGGACAGUGAACGGGUGGCACCUCGGCUGGAUAGACGCAAGCGCACUGUGCAGAGGCCUAACGUGCUGAGACAGGCUGAACAUGUUAUGCAUGAAUUCGCGCACUCCAAGGCUCUACUCGAAAUCCAAUACGAGAACGAAGUUGGCACCGGGUUGGGCCCUACAUUAGAGUUUUAUGCACUCGUCUCACAGGAGCUACAACGCGCUGACCUCGACCUUUGGCAUGGCAGCGAGAACUUUAAGCAGAAACCUACAUCAUUCGCUGGCGAGAUAGUAAAGAGCCAGCCUCCAGUCGUCUCAGAUCGGUCGUCAGACGCAGCGGCAAGACUCGCUUCCUCAGUGCGAGACGCCCUCAAUCUCGAUGAGGAACGUUCUCCAGAACCUUCAGACCUGGAGAAAGAGACUUCCAUACCGUCUCCGGCGCCUGACGCGACCUUUGUGUCGUGGCCUUGUGGGUUAUUCCCGCAGGCGAUUGGUCGCAACGCGCGCGCCUCACACUUGUCACGAGUGAAGGCAAAAUUCCGCUUCCUUGGCAAGUUUAUGGCCAAAGCUGUUAUGGAUUCUAGAUUGAUUGAUAUACCACUAUCGGUGUCGAUGUUUCGGUGGGCGGUGUGCGAGGAGCGCUGGCUAACCCUGUCUGACGUACGACAUGUGGCACCCGAACUGUGGCGCUCAUUGUGUCGCUUGCGCCGCGUCGCCGACCGCGCAACACACAUCGCGUUAGACCCCAGACACAGCGCAGACCAGAGGCAACAGCUUAUAAGUACACUGGAGCUGGACGGGUGUCCGAUCGAGGAGCUAGGGUUGGACUUCAUCCUUCCGGGAGAUGGGUGCACAGAGCUGCGGCGGGGCGGGCGCGACCUGCCCGUCACCGCGCACAACCUGCAUAGCUAUAUAGCGCUAGUCACGCACUGGCUGCUUUACGAAGGAGUCGCGAAGCAAAUGGAAGCAUUCAGAGAAGGUUUCGAAUCAGUAUUUCCGCUAAACAAUCUCAAGAUUUUCUAUCCUGAAGAGUUAGAACAAGUGUUCUGCGGCAGUCCUUCGGGUGGUCGCGAGCAACGUUGGGACGCGCGCAUGUUGGCCGAGUGCAUUCGACCCGACCACGGGUACACAGCGGAAUCGCGAGCUAUUCGCAUGCUUAUAGAUAUCUUGGCGUCGUACUCACGUGAGGAGCAACGCCUCUUCCUGCAGUUUGUAACCGGAAGCCCACGUUUACCCACAGGAGGUUUCAAGGCACUAAACCCACCGCUUACGGUGGUGCGCAAAUCUCUAGAGUCUUCUCUAGACCCCGACGAGUACCUGCCGUCGGUUAUGACGUGCGUCAACUACCUCAAGCUUCCGGACUAUUCGAGUGCCGACGUGAUGCGCGCAAAGCUACGGCUGGCGGCCUCCGAGGGCCAGCAUUCGUUCCACCUCUCGUGAAGUGUUUAUGUACCUACCGGCUCCCCUUCUCGUAUACUAUAUUGUGUGAUUGCGGUUAGUGAUAUUUAUAUUUACACGCCCGGUCCCGAAAUACCCACUGUUUACGUGCAAUCAGAGUGAUUUAUUUCAAAAAUGUGACGGACACUAAAAGUGCUGUGCAUUUUAUCAUUUCGUUUUCUCUUUGGAUUAUUUACUAUUAUAUAUAUUUAGAUUACAUAAAUAUGUUUAUAACUAUAUUUUGUGUUAAUUUAAUGUGAUAGCUUUGUAUAUUUGUUUACGGAUAGAGAGACUGCUAGCUCUCGGUACAGCGUAUGGUGUCAGUGUGCGA
Molecule: messenger RNA, 7609 nt
Organism: Hyposmocoma kahamanoa
Lineage: Eukaryota; Metazoa; Arthropoda; Insecta; Lepidoptera; Cosmopterigidae
Gene: ctrip
Product: E3 ubiquitin-protein ligase TRIP12
Exons: 40
Coding region: 352-7281 (2309 amino acids)
Biological process (GO): DNA damage response; protein polyubiquitination; regulation of double-strand break repair
Cellular component (GO): nuclear speck
Molecular function (GO): zinc ion binding; ubiquitin protein ligase activity
Source: RefSeq, a predicted model, not a curated record